Molecule: messenger RNA, 990 nt
Organism: Venustampulla echinocandica
Lineage: Eukaryota; Fungi; Ascomycota; Leotiomycetes; Helotiales; Pleuroascaceae
Product: p-loop containing nucleoside triphosphate hydrolase
Exons: 2
Coding region: 1-990 (329 amino acids)
Cellular component (GO): cytoplasm
Source: RefSeq, a predicted model, not a curated record
AUGUCCCCAGAUCCGUCGCUGAACCAGCAACCGGGAGUCCCCCCACCUACGACAACUACACCCGCUGGACAACAACACACCCAGCAGAAGCAGAACACAAUCAUCGACGACAAAUCCCCCCAUUGUAUCCCCUUCAUCAUCUCCCACCUACAUCACCAUCUUGCCGACCCCAUAAAGGCCAACCGACCUUUCGUUGUCGGCCUCAAUGGCAUCCAAGGCGCCGGCAAAACGACCCUCGUGUCGGCUCUCGCAGAGAACCUACGAGUGAAGGAGGGGUUGGAGACGCUGGUGCUGAGUAUUGAUGAUUUGUAUUUGACAAGGGAAGACCAGGUGAAGCUGGCGAGUGAACAUGCAGCGAAUAAGCUUGUCCAGUAUCGUGGGGAACCAGGAACCCACGACAUGCAACUAGCCCACGCCACCAUAACCUCCCUCCUCUCCAACCGCGAAACCAAGAUUCCGUCCUACGACAAAUCCCUCCACAGCGGCCUAGGCGACCGUCUCCCUCUCUCGCAAUGGAAAACCGUAAAUGGCCCCUCUCAACCGCCCAUCCGCGUAAUAGUCCUCGAGGGGUGGUGCGUAGGCUUCCGUUCGUUGCCCCCUUCAACCAUUGCCGCGAAACAAGCCUCCCCAACAUCUCUCACGCUACAGAACCACAAGUUAGAAGACUUGCUCUUUGUGAAUGAGAAAUUAAGGGAGUAUGAUGUUUUGACAGAUGCGUUUGAUGCGUUUAUCCACAUUGAUGCGGAGGAUACGAGGUGGGUUUAUGACUGGAGGGAGGAGCAAGAGAGCGCGUUGAGGAGGGAGCGAGGGGUGGGUAUGAGUGUUGAGGAGGUGAAGAACUUUGUGGAUGCAUAUUUUCCAGCUUAUGAGCUGUUUGUAGAGGGGGUGAGAGAUGGCGUUUUGAAGGGUAUGGGGCAGGAUGGGAAGGCGAGGCAACUAAGGUUGGUGGUCGGGAAGGAUAGGAGGGUGAAGCAGGUUCUAGAGAUAUGA